AUGCACCGAAGGCCUGCUUUUAUUACGACUCCAAUAUUUUACGCCAACGCAGGGCCUCAUAUUGGUCACGCCUACACACUCUGUGUAGCAGAUGCAUGGUCACGGUUCUCGGGCAUACGCCAUCAUCCCUGCCUCCAAGCCUUCCCUCCUCAUCGCACACCCAUGAGGCCGCCUCAAAUAACGGGCUUCCUUUCCACAGGCGUGGAUGAACAUGGUUCUAAGAUCUCUCGUACAGCAUCCAACCUCCGUUUUACUCCAAAGCAGCUCUGCGAUCAAGUAUCGCUGCAAUUUAGGGAUCUUUGCAAAAGCCUUCACGUAGAUGCCAGCGCGUUUAUGAGAACGACCAGUGAAAGGCACAUGCUAACUGUUCAGGAUGUUUGGCGAACCCUCGAUAAGUCAGACCAUCUCUAUUGGAGUGCUUACUCUGGGUGGUACUCGACCACCGACGAGGCAUUCUAUAGUGACUGGGAGGUCGACACGUCCCCGUUGGGCGCAGUCUCGAAGACUUCAGGCAACCAAGUCCAUUGGGUGGAGGAAGAGACCUUCCGUUUUCGCCUCUCUGCUUUCAAGCCCAAGUUGCACGUCUGGCUAGACUCGGGAGUACUCCCCAAUGAGUCACCCGAGCACGCGGGGUUGUUGGCACUGACGCACAAGACCCUCGAUCGCCUUGAAGACCCCUGCGUGUCGCGGCCUAGCUCGCGCGUUCCCUGGGGCAUCCCCGUUCCCGGCCGGAUCGAUCAAACUAUCUACGUUUGGUUCGACGCUCUGAUGAACUACCUGACGGCUGGAGGCGUCUCGUUCACCGCAGAUGGCAAUUCGCAGGCUUUGUGGCCACCUGACAUCCACUUUGUCGGCAAGGAUAUUCUCUGCUUCCACGCGAUUCUCUGGCCGGCAAUCUUAAUGGCUCUAGAUUUGCCCCUACCAAAGAAGAUCAUCCCCCACGGCCACAUCCUUGUCGGGGGCACAAAGAUGUCCAAGAGUCUGGGAAAUGUCCUGAGUCCGGCGGACGUGCUCGGCGACUUGUCUCGCGCACUUUCUGUGUCUCCAGUCCACGGGGAGGUGGACGCCGAGUCGGUUGCCUCGGACUGCCUUCGCUACUGCCUGGUACGCAGUGUAAUUACCUCCAAGAAGAUCGCACCGAACCAAACCGCGCCGAUGCUAGACCUCGCUGAGGCUCAGCAGUUCCUGUCUGCGCCUGCGGAUGCCAAAUUUUUCAAUGAUCUUUCGCAGCUGCCUUUUGUCUUCGACGACUUUUGGUGGGAUCGCCUGCUGCCGAACCGGUCGGUUGACGCUGUGAUGCACGUGGUGCGACAGACCAACGCCUUCGUGGACCGUCACAAGCCGUGGGCGGCGGGAGGCGAUGGCGACGCGCAGGCGGUCGUGGGAGUCGCCCUGGAGGCCCUCCGAUUGGUUGGGUGCUGUCUCUCACCCCUCACCCCCUACCUCUCAAACCGCCUCCUCAACUGCCUGGGGCUUCACCCUGGCAAGUUGAGGGGCCACUCGUGGCGGUUGGAUUUGACCCACCAACCCUUAAUCCCACGGCUUAAUGUGUGA
Mesocestoides corti is the source of this 1554-nucleotide messenger RNA. NCBI's taxonomy places the organism in Eukaryota, Metazoa, Platyhelminthes, Cestoda, Cyclophyllidea, Mesocestoididae. The record is from the annotation of a GenBank genome assembly.